Messenger RNA from Neohortaea acidophila, 625 nucleotides. RefSeq lists its product as uncharacterized. The record is from RefSeq and is a predicted model, not a curated record. Bases 146 to 601 code for a protein of 151 amino acids. The transcript has 2 exons. NCBI's taxonomy places the organism in Eukaryota, Fungi, Ascomycota, Dothideomycetes, Mycosphaerellales, Teratosphaeriaceae.
CGUGUUUGUGAGGUCAUCGCCAACCCCGGAUUUAUGACCGGCAGACUACGAGACUACCAUCCAUCUACGCGCCUACUUCUGCUGCAAUUCUUGGUCGUCUAUCACUAUACACACCUGCCUUUCCGAGAGAAGUCCACCACCAGACAUGGCCACCAGAAACGUGCCGAUGCUGUCACUGGAGGCGGCCAGAGUAGCGGCCGACGCAGCAGAGCAGAAGGCGAAGCAGAUGGGCAUGGACUUCAACAUCGCCCUCGUCGACGCGACGCUCCACCUCCUCCACUUUGUGCGCAUGCCCAACGCCAAACUCACCUCGGUGCAGAUCGCCAUCGACAAGGCCUUUACUGCCGCCGGGCAUCGCGCGCCCACCUCCACCUACCAAGGCAAGAACUUCCUACCGGGCGGGCCGGCGUACGGCAUUCACAACUCGAACGGCGGGCGAUUCAUGCUCAUCGGCGGUGGGAUACCGAUUGUGGUGGAUGGGCACACGGUGGGAGCGAUUGGAGUUAGCACGGGGACGCCGGCGCAGGAUACCGAGUGCGCGACUGCGGGCAUAGAGGCGGUGGAGGCGUUUGUGAAGAGGAAGUCGGGAUCAAAGUUGUGAUGCACGAGAUAUAUGUUCAUGAUG